UGCGCACGUGAAGCGGCGGCCCGCUCUCCGAGGCCUGUUUUGUAAGGUACCGGCACUGAGGCGAGGGUCGCGUGGAGAAGGAGGGCAGUCGGAUCCGUCCCGUCUGAGGCCUGCUUCCUCGCCCGCUUCUGGCCAGGCACACCUGUGGUGAUUGGGAUCCGCCUAGUGGGCCAAGAUGAGUUUAUUUGGAUCAACAUCAUCAUUUGGAACUGGUGGAACCAGCAUGUUUGGCAGCACAGCUACAGAUAACCACAACCCGAUGAAGGAUAUUGAAGUUACUUCGCCACCUGAUGAUAGCAUUGGUUGUUUGGCUUUCAGCCCACCAACAUUGCCGGGUAAUUUCCUUAUUGCAGGAUCAUGGGCAAAUGAUGUUCGUUGUUGGGAAGUCCAGGAUAAUGGACAGACUAUUCCAAAAGCACAGCAGAUGCACACAGGACCUGUACUAGAUGUUUGUUGGAGUGAUGAUGGGAGUAAAGUGUUCACAGCAUCAUGUGAUAAAACUGCCAAAAUGUGGGAUCUUAACAGUAACCAGGCAAUACAAAUUGCACAGCAUGAAGCUCCUGUCAAGACUAUCCAUUGGAUCAAAGCUCCGAAUUAUAGCUGUGUGAUGACUGGAAGUUGGGAUAAAACUUUAAAGUUUUGGGAUACCCGAUUGCCUACUCCAAUGAUGACUCUGCAGUUACCUGAGCGAUGUUACUGUGCCGAUGUAGUAUAUCCCAUGGCUGUUGUGGCUACUGCAGAGAGAGGCUUGAUAGUUUAUCAGUUAGAGAACCAGCCUUCUGAAUUUAGAAGAAUAGAUUCUCCACUUAAACAUCAGCACCGCUGCGUGGCUAUUUUUAAAGACAAAGUGAACAAACCAACAGGGUUUGCCCUUGGAAGCAUUGAAGGAAGAGUAGCCAUUCAUUACAUUAACCCACCAAAUCCUGCCAAAGACAACUUCACCUUCAAAUGUCAUCGGUCUAAUGGCACAAACACAUCUGCUCCUCAGGAUAUCUAUGCUGUAAAUGGAAUUGCCUUUCAUCCUGCCCACGGCACUCUUGCAACUGUAGGAUCUGAUGGUAGAUUCAGCUUUUGGGAUAAAGAUGCACGGACAAAGCUAAAAACAUCAGAGCAGCUGGACCAGCCAAUAUCUGCUUGUUCUUUCAACCAUAAUGGCAACAUAUUUGCAUAUGCUUCCAGUUAUGAUUGGUCAAAGGGGCAUGAGUUCUAUAAUCCUCAAAAGAAAAACUAUAUUUUUCUGCGCAAUGCUGCUGAAGAGUUAAAACCCAGAAAUAAGAAGUAUUAAAACUUAUGGAUGUCAAUAAGAGUCCUGCAGUGGGCAAGAUGGGUUUUUGUGAAAAACGAGGCAGGAACAUCCACUUCUGUCCAUCCAAUCCAUUGCCACUGUUCAAGCCUAUAACAAAGGUAGAACUUCAGCACACUUGUAGAGGUACUGUACAUCUGGGGGAGUAUUUCUUGCUUAAUCUUUCUGUGCUUCAUGGUUAGGCCUUCUGGGCUGAAUGUGGGAGACACCCCUUGGCAAUGACUCUUAGUGAUCCACCGCUGCCAUUGGGUUAGAUCCAAUUAGUGGGAGUCUGCUCUCACAAGGGGAUUUUCCCAUCUUUCCUUUCCCCUGAUGCCUUCUGCAUUACCUGAGAAUCAACUCUGGAGGAUUUGCUAGUCUUCUGUAGCAGAUUUUUUCAUGUGAGGAAGGCUGCACAGUUGCUGAGCAAACUGCUGCUUCAGCAAUGGAUCCGACAAAAGGCUCAGAUGGUUCCUGUGGUUUGAAGUACCAUCUGUCAAGUUUGGCUGAAAUGGCAGCUGCAACCUCAUAGAUGGAGAUCACUUGGCCCCAGUAGCCCAUCCUCUGGGAACCACCCAUUUGGCCUAUUGCAGUGCUUUGUACUUGAGCUUGCCUUUAAAAAUGAUCUAGAAACUACAAGUUAGUCCACAAUUGGGCUGCAAGUAUUAACUGGACCUUUCAACCAUAUUACACCCAUGCUUUUUUGGAUGCACUGGCUCUCAGUUCGUUUUCGUGCCUCCUCCAAUAUAUGGCUACCUGGUCCCUAAAAUGGCUAUCAGAAGCCCUGCUCAAAGGGAUCUGCAAAAAACUGAGUGAGACAGCUGGCUACUGAAAAGGAUUUCCUUUGUGGUGGCAUCCUAGCUUUCGGACAGCCUCUCUUGAUAGGAUCACCUGACACAAUCUCUUACGGUCUUUUUUGUACCAGGUGCAGACUUCUGAUACACCCUUUUAAAAUAACUUGUCUCUAAUCUCUGGGCUUCUUAAUUUAUGGAUCAUGUUUUUAUUUUCUGUUUUCCCCCCUGCUUGAAAGAACCCUUUUUAGCCUAGUUUUUACUAUUUUGAUGGUGUAUUUUACUCUUCUAAAAUUCUGUAAACCACCUCGAGAGCAUGUGUUAUUGAAUGGCCAUAGAAAUGUAGUAAAGUGGAUAACAUGGAAAGUUUCAGUAUUAAACUUUGAGGGUAAGUAGGCCCAAAGCUAUACUACAUAUAUUGCCUUCCUGUGUUGCUAGAGCACUGUGCACAUUACUUGAUGUAGUUUUAUGAAUAUAAAUACAGAGGGUGAACUAAGAACACAAAUCUGUCAAGGUCAUAGUUCACUUGGGAUAUGAUAAACAUCAGGAUGGACUGACCUGAAGUAUUAAAAUUUUAAAUUAGCAGUGUAAAUGCGCUUUCCCAUUUGCAUUCCAAAUACUUAAUUUGAAAAUAAUGAUUAAAGAAUGAUCUUCAACUUAAGCUCUUAUAUCAGCAGGGUGUGUGUGUAGUAAAUACAUAGCAUUUAAUUUUAAUAAGUGAUGCUUAGUACAUUGCUUCUUGAAUAGAUUUUUUAAUUUACAAUGUCUAUUAACCUGCAUUAGAAUAGUAUCUAGAAUUAUAUAUGCAGAACAAUAGGGGUUUUGAGUAACUUCUUGAGAAGAAGAUCCAGUUCCAAGAAUUUUCCAGAAGCAAAGACUGAUUGUAAUGGGGAGAUGUUGGGAAGGGGAGUCACAAAAGGGAGAUAUAAAAUUCGUUGGAAGAUAUAAGUAUUUCUAAAUUGAAGAAAGCAAAUUGAAAAGCUUGGAUAAAUAGAGGAUAGAAAAUGAGAAUCUAAUAGGAUACUCUAUUGAGAUACAGGCUGCUACCAUCAGUGCCUAGAACACAGGACCUGCGAUUAGUUAUAGAUUGAUUGCUGCCAUUAUUGACCACAUAGUAUAUUGUGGAUUAUCUAUUGUGCUGUGUAUAUAAAGCUUGGGUGACAUCAGGAGAUGGGUUAGAAAGCAGUCUUUAACUUGAUGGGUCUUUUUAUGGUGAUGGAUAAAGUUUCAUAAAUAUUUGCUUUAAUAUUUUCAUUAAGUUCAGAAAAUACAUAAACAUUUCUUAAACAGGUAUUUCUACAGCUGAAAUGUCAGAUCAAAUUCAUUUUCAAGACAUUAUUUAUCUUUCCUAAAUCAAAGAUGUGUAUCCUGAUAAAAUAUACUCUGGAUUUUUCUCUGUUUUGUCAUAAGUAGUGCAUAAAAGUUGCACCUACACAUUUCUGUAUAAUACCUUGGCCCUUUUCUUUAUAUACCUCAGUAGCAAUAAAAUCAUACUCCUCCAUAAUAAUAAAAUAAUUUAAGAGGGUUGUUUCCUGUUUCUUACCAUUUAGCAACAUGUUUACUGGGGAAACACUUGCUGUGAAAUAGUCGGCAGUUUAUCCUGCGGUGCAGCCUUAGUUCAUGCAGGACACUGUCCGAGCCUCUUGCACCUCACCAUCACCCCACCCCAAUUGAGAGUAUGCUCCCAGUAUUCCUUUAGAAGUCCAGAAUUCAAGGUUGGGCAAAGAUUGGUUGAGGUGGCAGUUUGUGGGAAGCUUUUCUUCCACUGCUCAUCACAGCAAGGGAGUCCCCUGUUCUUGGAACACAGUGUGAAAAUCAGUGGGAUUAGGAAUAUUACAGAAAAUAUAUACACAUAUGCAUGCACGCUUACACAGGAGCUAACUCCUGUAUGGAACUGCAGCCCUAUCUUUUUACCCAUGGGUGUAUUAAGUUUGAGCUAAAACUUGGCCAAGAUACACCUGGUAACACAGACACUUGUCUCGUGUUUUUUUCCUGCUCUAGGCUAGUACAUGGAACAUGCUAAAACAUCCACAUAUGGAUCUGCCAUGUCAGGUGCCCAGAAAUCUACACUGGGUGCGAGAACAGGCCAAGGAAACCAUGAACAAAAGCUUGCAAAUAUUAAUUAUGAUUUAUAAUGGUUGGUUGAUGAAACGGUGCCUCUUCUGGUCACUAGUUGAACAAGCUAACUGAAGUAACAUCUUGGGAUGCCAAAUUUUAUAAAUAAGCAGUACUGAGUUAGGAGCACUAGAGUGCCUGCUGCUCAGAAAUUAUUGUACAUUUGUGAAGAAUGUCCUUGAAAUACCUAAAAGUCAGAAGCACUGCACAUUUCAGUUCAUAUUUUGACUAAAACUUAAAAAUGAAGGACUUUCUGAGUAGCAUUAAUUUUGUGAUCCUGCCUAUAGUUGUGCACCGUUUUAUGAACUUAAUCAAAUUAUAUUCCUGGCCACUGUUCAAGUUCACAUCAAGGUGCUUAAGGAAUGAUUCAUUUGAUCAAUCUUGGUACAUUAUGGAUUUUUUACAAGAAUAAGAUCCCUGUGUCAUAUAACCAAAAAUUAGAAGAUGACACUUUGGGGGCAGUAGUCAAGGCCAUUCAUUCAUUCAUUUUAUUCAAUUUGUAUGCUGCUGCACAAGCCAUAGGCUCUCUGAGUGGCUUACAUUAUUAAUAUCCAUACAACAUAAUACAAAGCAUACAUGAAAAUACACAAUCGGUGCCAAUAACAAAAUCGUAAAACCAUCAAAAUUCAAUGAAAGCAAAAUACACAAAAAUUACACAAUAUAUACAUAACCCAGAACAAAAACCAUUAAAAUCAGCCAUAUGAAAAUCUAGCAUUAAAACAGAUUGGCAGCAGCAUAUUAACAUAAAACAAGAUCAAUAAAAAAGUCACCUAAUCAAAAUAACUACAGAACAGAUGUGUUUAGUUGGCACCUAAAAGCCAAAGGGAUAGGUGGCGAGUGUAUCUCCAAUGGAAUCAAGUUCCAAAGUGUGGGCGCUAUUCUCGAAAAAGCUCUCAUGCUUGCAAACUCCCCCCUCACUGCAUUGAGGGGAGGAACUCGGAGGAGGGCUUCAGAUGAAGACUGCAGUGACCAGGCUGGUAUUUAUGGGGAGAUGCAUUUGUUUAGAUGACCAGGCCAACAUGUAUAUGUGAACAGGUAAACAGAUUAUAAGCAGCAGCUGGCUAUUAACUUGGUUGGGCGUUUUCCCACUUCUUAUAACCUGAAGUCUAAGGGAUUCAUAAUGCAUAAAUGUUUAUAGUCAUCUAAUACGCUGCUUAGAAUGUGUUGCUUCCAAGAUAUCUACUCUUACAAAUCCUUUUGUUCCUCUUUAUU
Varanus komodoensis (Komodo dragon) is the source of this 5400-nucleotide messenger RNA. RefSeq names its product ribonucleic acid export 1 (gene RAE1). Lineage: Eukaryota; Metazoa; Chordata; Lepidosauria; Squamata; Varanidae. Gene Ontology annotation, biological process: transcription-dependent tethering of RNA polymerase II gene DNA at nuclear periphery; RNA export from nucleus. Bases 176 to 1285 code for a protein of 369 amino acids. The record is from RefSeq and is a predicted model, not a curated record. Gene Ontology annotation, cellular component: nuclear pore. The transcript has 14 exons. Gene Ontology annotation, molecular function: ubiquitin binding; RNA binding.